Molecule: messenger RNA, 4136 nt
Organism: Pimephales promelas (fathead minnow)
Lineage: Eukaryota; Metazoa; Chordata; Actinopteri; Cypriniformes; Leuciscidae
Gene: oxr1b
Product: oxidation resistance 1b
Biological process (GO): response to oxidative stress
Cellular component (GO): nucleus
Source: RefSeq, a predicted model, not a curated record
GUUGUGAUGGUAUGUUCCGGUCAUUUAAUAGCACUCUCAGAAAGCUAAUGCUGGCACAGUGUGAAUGGUAGUCUGUGGCAGGUGUAACCAUAAACACACUGCAUGAUAUGACACAUCCACAGGAUUUGCUGACGCAUUACCUGGCUUAAGGUCCACUCCAUAGAGCUGGCCUAUCGCUGUCAUUGUGUCACCCAUCCAACACAGGAUAACAAGGACUCAGAAUGUUCAACACAAAGAGGUUGAAGAAAAAGUCCCAGUCAGUGGACAUCCCUGAUGAGAGUUAUGCCGGUUCAUUCGUCAAAGACCUGCUGGCGUCGCCUAUGAUACAGAAUGUGACCAGAUCAGUUAAAACUGAAGAAAAGGGGAUCAAUACCACCAACAUCCAAAAGGCUCGUAGUCCUCGACGUGGAGAGCUCAAGCGAGGCUAUACCAUAGACACCGGGCAGAAAAAGAGUGCGCUGGAGAGGAAAGAUGUCCGGAGGAUAUCCUUUCAGAGGCCCAAAGGCACCAUGGAGUAUGUGGUGGAGUCUCGGGACACACUCAACAGCAUUGCGUUGAAGUUUGACACGACCCCAAAUGAGCUCGUCCAGCUCAACAAACUCUUCUCUCGCGCUGUUGUUCCUGGCAAGGUGCUGUAUGUCCCUGACCCGGAAUACAUCUCCAGUGCAGAAAGCUCUCCCUCCCUCAGUCCCAUCAGCCCCCUCUCCCUCACCUCUUCAGAGGCGGAUCUCGAGAAGGCCACCACAGACUCAGAUAAUGUCCACCGGAGACACAGCAAUUGUCACGGGCCCCCUCGACCAGCCAGAGUGGUGUCAUCCACCUCCGAGGAAGAAGAGGCUCUUACGGAAAAGUUCCUUAAAAUGAACUGUAAAUACAUCACAGAUGGCAAGGGUAUAGUUAGUGGUGUGCUGCUGGUAACCCCAAACAACGUCAUGUUUGACCCUCAUAAGUUGGACCAUCUGGUGCAGGAGCGAGGAUGUGAGGAGUACGGGAUCAUGUGCCCGCUGGAGGAGGUGCAGUCUGCAGCCAUGUGCCGGGAGAUCACCGACAUCAGGGUCCGAGAGCUUGUGCCACCAGAUCUAGAGCUUGAGCCUUCAAUACCUGAGGUAAGCCAUCUCAAGAGGGCACCACGCCUCAAUGCAGGCGAUGCGGCUCACCGAAUCCGCGAAACGGGCAAUGACAGUACCAGUACGGCCCCUCGCAGCACGGAAGCUUCUCUAUCUGAAGACGUUUUUACAGAGUCCGAAUUGUCUCCAGUCCGUGAUGAUCCCCUUGCAACAUCUUCCGACGAGUUGCAGCAGAUAAAGUCCUCUGGUGCGUCUUCUGAAUCUGUGCAAACCAUCAACCCUGCCGCCACAACCACUGAAGAACCUUUAAUGGCUGACAAAAAGGACGUAAAAGAAGCUGUACAGAAUACAGGAACGGAGGGAAGAGGAUGGCGGGAUAGUGGCAUUGAGCAGAGUCUGAAUGCCACAGGUUUAUCCAAUGAGGUGCUGUCUGAGAACGUUCUGGAGAAUGUAAUGAGGGACCAACCUGCAGGCGAGACUAAGUCACGCACCACAUCUGAGUCGCUUUGUUUGGACACUGUGGCUGCUGAGGAUUUUGAAAAAGCCCAUGAGUCACUGAAGACCGUGGAUGCACAGACUAUGCAAUCGACCAGUGAUAUGAAGGAAGGAGAACAAAAGAUGUCCAAUGAUUUCACACCAGCUAUUGAGCUUGGAGCAGAUGAGGGACAGAGUACAGAAGUUGUGCCGUUGCCCAAAGGCAAGGAGAAGUCCAAGUCGCACAAGUUCCUGUGCCUGCGGGUUGGCAGAGCCAUGCGGAAGACCUUUGUUUCCCACGCCAGUGCCUCCAUGCUGCAGUACGCCCAAAGAGACAGGAAGCACGAGUACUGGUUCGCUGUUCCUUCUGAGAGGUCGGACCACCUGUAUGCGUUCUUUGUCCAGUGGACCCCUGAUGUGUACGGUGAAGGGCUGGGCGGAGUGACCCGAGAGCCUGGGUUUGUAGUGGUUAAAAAGAACCAGGAUGCUGAAAGCGGGGAGCACGACAAACCAGUGCCUGAUAUCACGUUCAAGGACUGGGAGGUAGUUUCUGUGACUGAGUAUUACCGGCGGAUAGAUGCUCUAAAGAGUGAGGACCUGCGCUCGCUCUGCAAACGUCUUCAGAUCACAACCAAGGAAGAGGUGAACUCCAAACACGUGGUGAAGAGUGACCCAGAACCCGAAUCUUUCAGGCCCAGUCUGAACGAGCCCAGUGACCUUCUGCAACCCGAUCAAAUCGAAAAGCUGGCCAAGCACCUCCCACCCAGGACGAUCGGCUAUCCCUGGUCCCUGGCGUUCAGCACGUCCAAACACGGCAUGAGCAUCAAGAGCCUGUAUCGCACCAUGCAGAGCCAGGACUCCCCGGUUCUCAUGGUGAUCAAGGACAGUGAUGGACAGCUGUUUGGAGCUCUCGCUUCAGAGCCAUUUAAAGUCAGUGACGGCUUCUAUGGCACCGGAGAGACCUUCGUUUUCAGCUUCAGUCCAGACUUAGAGGUUUUCAAAUGGACUGGUGACAAUAUGUUCUUCAUGAAAGGAGAUAUGGAUUCCUUAGCUUUUGGUGGUGGAUGCGGUGAAUUCGGCCUGUGGUUGGAUGGCGACCUCUAUCAUGGCAGAACUCACUCAUGUAAGACCUUUGGAAAUCCAAUGCUCUCGAAAACUGAGGACUUCUAUGUGCAAGACAUUGAAAUAUGGUCCUUUGAAUAACACCCCACCACCACCGCCACCUCACAGACUCGGUACAAAAGUAACAAGGCCACAUCUCUAGACCCCCAUAACUGAUUGUACACCCUCCGCUUGGCUCCUAAGAAGCCCUGAUAGAGGCAGAGCAGAUAAACAGUGUACAUUGCACUUAAUUUCUGGAAAUGGUCUGCAUGGGUGGGUUCUUCUUCACGAAUGUUUCGUGAACACAUUUUUACCCAUUUGCCGCCUGAGGUCCUCUAGUCUUGAGGAUAAGGACGAGCGAUAAUGGCUGUUCCAGAAUGUUUCCAAAAGAAAUGUAGCUCCAGACUUUCCCAGGAGUCAUAAAACAUUGGGUUUUUAAGUCCUACUACCUUCAUCACCUGUAGCAUUGCAUCUAUUUCAAGCACUUUUAAUAUCUAACCUCAAAACCCCUGUUUUUAAAAUGUCUUGUCUGUGCGUUCACACAGGCUCUAUAUAACCAAACACCACUACUUAAUGUAAUAUUCAGUACCGUGUUGCUGUAAAAAUGUGGUGUAACAUGCAAAUUAACGUGUGGUGCCCUUUCCUGUAAGUCUUUUGAUCUGUCUUGGAGUGCUGUAGUUACGCCAGGAGAAACAUGUUUUAGGGGGUGGGCAUCUGAAGGAAUAUAUAUAUACAUAUAUAAAUACAUAUAGCAAUUAUAUAUUUAUACCUUUAUUAGUGUACUGUGUACAUAACUACUUCCCACAUUGCUGUUAUGUGUGACAGUGAUAUGGUUUGCGCUACUGUCCUUGAAGUAUAAUCUCAGUUGUACAUUUUCCUUGUAAAUUUGUCCCAAUAAAUACAUUUCUAUAUGCACACAACAUCACUGCUAAUCCAAUGUGAAUGUGGAGUUGUCGGCUGGGAGUUUUCAUCAGGUAACCGGUCUCUUGAGACUGGCUCAUCUCGUCGGUGGUAACAUGGGAACCAUAUAUAAGGUGACCGGGGCGUUCGAGGGUGAUGAAAUGACUGGUGCAACCAGAGCCAGCCUCCGGGGCUUAUGGAUGACAGCGAUGAUGAGACACAGAGACACGGAUGAGACACAGAGACACGGAGAAAAUUUAUGGGGAAAUGUCUCUUUUUGCAGUAUUAUGACUUGGAAGUUUAAGCCCAGAGAUGCCAAUUUGUCAUUGUGGCCAGCUGAAAACUUGCCCAAACAUUUGACCCGACUGUGCGCGUCUGUUGUCGGAGCAGGCGUAGCGCUGUGAAGGUCUGAUGCUCUCUGCAUGCCGUGAGAUCGUAGAGCUGAAGGACUCGGGACGCCCCUCUGGGGCCACCUGCACAUUUCUGGUCUUCCAGUAUUUGAUGGCCAUGUGGAAACUCAAAGAAAUGUCAGUAAAGGUCCCUAACAGAUUAUGUAUCAAUGUAUUAAUCACAAUAAAGUCUAUGUAAUAAUGG